GCAGAGGAGCGGGUACACGCCAUACAGCUUGAUGCAGAGGAUUUGCUCGGUGGCCCUGAUGUGUGCUCUCGGCCUGUGGACAACAUGGACCUGGAGGAUGUGUUAGGCCCCAGCACGGCGAUUCCCACUUUUGACCAGGAUGCGCCCGGUGCCGGACAGCGACUACCUGCCAGUCCCGCUGAGCCACAGGACUUGCUACAAGCAGCGAGUGCCAUGCCAGAGAAGCCGGUCGCGCUAGAAUUAGAGUCCGACGAGGAGGACCUCCUGGGUGGCACAAGCGUUGCAAGUCGGCCACUUGCCACAUCUGCCGACGACGAUCUGCUGCUUUGA
This is a messenger RNA of Symbiodinium necroappetens, 330 nucleotides long. The record is from the annotation of a GenBank genome assembly. NCBI's taxonomy places the organism in Eukaryota, Dinophyceae, Suessiales, Symbiodiniaceae.